Brassicogethes aeneus is the source of this 4182-nucleotide messenger RNA. NCBI's taxonomy places the organism in Eukaryota, Metazoa, Arthropoda, Insecta, Coleoptera, Nitidulidae. The record is from the annotation of a GenBank genome assembly.
GGCUGAUAUCAGCUAAUGAGAGAUAAAAUUCAGUUACGUUUGAAAGUUUAUCGGGACAAGUUCGUGUUUAACCAUAAAAAAAUAAAUAAACUUUAAAUUUUAGUUAAAUGUAUGUGAUUGAAUCGACAUGAGUGUUUUGUGAUUUUUUAUUUUUCGCGUUCUAUGGUCCGGUCGUAAGGUUGUUGUUUGUUGGCAACAUCUAAGUUCACUAUUUACCUAAAUAAUUAAUCUCGUGACCUGUUGAAGAAUUUUACGUAUUCCUAUAGUUUAGAGUUUAGGUGCGUGGAGUUGAGUGUGUGAAAAGUUUAUUAGAUUUUGUUAGGAUAUGGAUCCGCAUGAAGAUGAGGCAUCCAGGGAUCCAGGAGCAGCAAAAAAUCAAGGAUCUUUUGACGAGAAGGAUUUUGAAGGACACCGUGCACACAGCGUCUUUGUCGGAGUACAUCUGCCUAACGCGGAGAGAAGACAUUCGCAUAGAAGACACAAACAUCAUCACCGAUACUCAGAAGGGGGCGAAGAAACAAAUUCAGAGGACGCAGACAGGCCCAGUACCCCACCCUCCCAGAGGGUCCAGUUCAUACUCGGUGAAGACAUUUCCGAUGAAAAACAUGAAAGCCAUCCGCUUUUCUCCGAAAUGGAGGAGCUCAUCACAGAUGGCGAUGACAUGGAGUGGAAGGAAACGGCACGCUGGAUCAAAUUUGAGGAGGAUGUGGAAGAAGGGGGAAACCGGUGGUCCAAACCUCACGUAGCAACGCUCUCCCUACACUCCCUCUUCGAACUCCGAAGCCUUAUAUUAAAUGGAACUGUCAUCCUGGAUAUGGAGGCCUCCUCCAUAGAGCAAAUAUCGGAUCUGGUCCUGGACAACAUGGUCAACAAUCUAAGCCUACCUUACGACAAAAAGGAUAAAGUGAAAGAGGCGCUACUGAAAAAACACAGACAUCAGCACCAAAGGAAGAAACACGUCCUCCCAUUCGUCAGAUCCUUCACUGAAAUCGGAAGAAAUCAUUCGACAUCUAAAAUUGAAGACACUUCUUCUUAUUCGGAAGAAAAGUCAGGAAAAUCCCCUGAUUUCGGAAAAUUCCUUUCUGUUCCUGGGAUGGGUACAGAAAAACCCCACAGCAUCAUUAAGAGCACCAGCAACCUCUCCAUAAGCCGUAACCAUAGCGCCAACAACUUGGACCACUUGAAUUCAGACGCCCCUCAACAUAACCUCGCUUUUAUGCGGAAAAUCCCGCCCGGCGCAGAGGCAAGCAACAUCUUGGUCGGAGAAGUGGACUUUCUCGACAAAACCAUGUCGGCUUUCAUCAGAUUGAACUCGGCCACUAUAAUCGGAGAUUUAACUGAAGUACCUGUACCCACCAGAUUUGUUUUUAUUUUGCUGGGACCGCCCAACACGGCCUCCGGCUACCACGAGAUCGGAAGAGCUAUGGCCACCCUCAUGUCCGAUGAAAUUUUCCACGAGGUGGCGUAUCGUGCCAAAAAUAGAAGCCACCUGUUAGCAGGUGUGGACGAAUUUCUGGACGCAGUUACAGUUCUACCUCCGGGUGAAUGGGACCCAGCAAUUAGAAUAGAGCCCCCCGCAGCGAUACCCUCGCAAGACCCUAGAAAGCGCCCGCCAGAAAAGCCCAUGGAAGAGUUCGACGAAGAAGAGGAGGAACAAAAAGCCCGCGAAGAGUCGGGAUUGGCCAGAAGCGGCGUGCUUUUCGGCGGUCUCAUAAACGACUUCAAAAGGAAAGCACCGUGGUAUUGGACGGACUUUAAAGACGCCUUAUCUAGUCAGUGUAUAGCCUCCUGGAUUUUCUUAUACUUUGCCUGUUUGUCGCCCAUAAUCACCUUUGGAGGUCUGCUCGCGGACGCCACCGGUAAAAAUAUGGCCGCCAUGGAGUCGCUGGUGUCGGGAUUUGUGUGCGGUAUUGUAUACGGGUUCUUCUCCGGCCAACCUCUGACGAUAUUGGGGUCCACGGGGCCCGUUUUGGUCUUCGAGACCAUAGUCUACGAUUUUUGCACGACUAUGGGGUGGGAUUAUCUUUCGUUUAGAUUCUGGAUAGGCACUUGGAUUGCAGUUAUAUUACUUACUCUGGUCGCUAUUGAUGCCAGCGCGUUAGUUUGUUAUAUUACGAGGUUUACAGAGGAGAAUUUUGCCACUUUGAUCGCAUUUAUAUUUAUUUACAAGGCUGUAGAAAAUGUUCUAGUAAUAGGCAAAAAGUUCCCUAUAAACAACUCAGGUUCUACCAACUUCACCUAUGAUUGUUCUUGUUUAGUGAAUACCUCUCUCCAAAUGGAACACCCCGAAAUAGCCAACUGGACAGCACUUAAUAAAACUACAUGUAUACAACUAAAUGGAACAUUGGAAGGACCAGGAUGUUUUACCCCAAACUAUACACCGGACGUAUUUCUGAUGUCCAUAGUUUUGUUCCUGGGAACAUUCCUCUUGUCUAUCCACUUGAAAGACUUUAAAAAUGCACUAUUCUUCCCUUCAAAGGUUCGUCAAUUUAUCAGUGAUUUCGCUGUCAUCAUCGCCAUUCUUUCCAUGACCCUCCUUGACUACAAAGUGGGAAUACCAACGCCGAAACUCGAAGUCCCCCACGAAUUCAAACCAACUCUCCCCACCAGAGGUUGGAUCAUAAACCCCUUCGGCAAAAACCCGGUUUACUCGAUAUUCUUGGCCUUGCCACCUGCGUUACUCGGCACGAUAUUGAUAUUCAUGGACCAGCAAAUCACAAGCGUUAUAGUCAAUAGAAAAGAGUACAAAUUGAAGAAGGGUUGUGGAUACCAUCUCGAUCUCUUCAUUUUAUGCAUUUUGAUCGAACUGUGUUCCCUGAUGGGUCUACCAUGGUUCGUGGCCGCAACCGUACUCUCCAUAAACCAUGUUAACUCCUUGAAAUUGGAGUCCGAAUGUGCUGCUCCGGGAGAAAAACCGCAGUUUUUGGGGGUUAGAGAGCAAAGGGUUACGCAUAUUAUGAUUUUCCUCACCAUUGGGUUAUCGGUGUUUUUGACGCCUGUUCUGGGUCAUAUACCAAUGCCCAUUUUAUACGGGGUGUUCUUGUAUAUGGGUAUUGCUUCGUUAAAGGGCUUACAAUUCUUCGACAGGAUUUUGAUCAUGUUUAUGCCGAAUAAGUAUCAGCCUGACUACAUGUUCCUAAGACAGGUCCCCAUAAAGAAGGUCCAUAUCUUCACAGCAAUCCAACUAGCAUGUUUGGCGUGUCUGUGGACAAUAAAAUCCUUCAGCAGCACCUCCAUCCUCUUCCCGCUGAUGUUGGUGGUAAUGAUAGGAAUCAGAAAGGCCCUGGACCUGUUCUUCACCCGUCGAGAGCUAAAAAUUCUCGACGACUUGAUGCCCGAAAUGACGAAAAGACACCAGCUACUCAAAGACGAGGUGGGCUGUAUGUCUAGUCUAAGUAGAUGUAUUCUAGGACCAAAAUUAAAAUUACAUAAAGACGUCAAGGAGUACGUUGAGUGUGAUCAGAAAGUCGUUUAAUUAGUGCCAAGAUUAUACAAAUAGAGGCUGUUAUACAUUUGUGCAUGUUAUGAACGUUUUUUUAUUUUAUUUAUUGUAAAGUUUGCACUAUUUUUGCUACUACUACUUACUUUAAUUUUAAAUGAUUUAUACAUCACAUUUACCAUUAGACUUGCACAUAUAAUAUUAUAUUAAAAAUACCGCUUUGUCUUUCACAUACCUACCCAAAAAUACCAAACUGCAUGAUUUUUUUUGUAGUUAUAUUUUUAUACCGUUUCGUAACAAAACACUAAAAAUCUAGUGCCAAUAAUAUAAACAAUAGUACAUUACCUAAUAGGCCGGCAAAGUGCUUAUAUUAUAGCCGAGCUCAGUUUCGCUGCCGAGGCGGUUAAUAUGCUUUCUCCACUGUUUUUUUUUUCAAUAAAUCUGUACUCACAUUAAAAUUCUUGAGUUUGCGACAUUUUUUAUAGGUAGAAUUUAUUUUACAGUCCCCUGUAAUUUUACAGUUACCUACACAGUUACCUACAUAUUUUUGUGAUAGUGUUUUUAGUUUGUAAAGCUUAAAACAUAAAAACAGAUAUUUAAUAUUAUUAGUAUUUGCUUUCACUUUUUAUGUAGUUUGUAUUGUUAGUAAACGACAUUCCUUGUGCUUGUUGUAUCUUGUUUUUCUAAAAUUUAUUUCCCAUACAGUAUUGUUUAUUUUAUUUAAAUAAAUUAGUAUUAUUAUA